GAGAGGAGUGGGAGGGGUGUCUGAGUGACUGAGCGAUCAGAUCAGAUUGGUUAGAGAGAGACAGAAAGAGAGGCCUUGUUGUUCCAUAAACACCUAGCGCCCACUGUCAUGCCCAUGUCAACAACUCCAACCUGCCGCCGAUCACCCCGAGACCCAUCGCUGCUGUCGACAAGAGAGAGGCAGAUGGAAAUAAUCCAGCUCUGAGCUCAGACGUGGAAGAGGAGCAGAAGGAAGAGUAGGGACUCUGAGAUCUAGAACCAUCAGUAGUUACCAUGGAGAACUUUCUGAAGGAUAAGGAUAUUUGGAUAGUAGGGAGUGUGUGUCUGGUGGCCUCGUUCCUAUGGAGACGGAUCUGGAAUUUAUUCACCUACAAGAGGAAGAGGGAGAGGGACAGGGACCAACCCUUUCCAGACAUGCAGCUGAAGGACAAUGGGAUGAGGGAUGGAAAGGACAAGGUCAAACUCAGCCUGAAAGGCCUGAAAGCCCAGAAGAAGAAGAAGCCUCCACAUGCAUCGGACUCUGUAGAGACCCUUCUUCUAGACCAGGUGGAGAAGCUCAACAGGCAGAAUGCUGAACUUUCCCAUGGUAACGGGGUGGUUCUGGACAUGCUCCGCACCCCCGUCGUCCAACCAGAGGACCUGGAGGAUCUAGAGGGGGAGGAGGAGGAGAAGAGGAGAACCCCUGAACGGGAGGAAGAACAGAAGGCUAGGGAGGAAGAGGAGGGGGAUAUAUUUGGUGAAUCUGAGGAAGAGGAGGGUAGGGAGGAACAAGGUGGAGAGGAAGAGGUGGAGAAGAGAAGGGGAGGAGGGGAAGAAGAGUCAUCAUUGUCACCAGAACCUCUAGAAAGCUCUGAAGAGUUAGGUGAAGUGGCCGCCAGCAGUAAAAACUGUGUCACAGAGGAGGACCCACUGAAAGAUGGCCAAUCAAAGGCAGAGAAGAUGAAGGAGGAAGAAGAGGUGGAUGAUGGACAGCCAGAAGAGUACAUCAUUGACUUUACCCCUCCGCCAGCAGCCCCCUUUGACCACCGCAUUGUGACUCCAAAACCUCACCAGAUUGCUACCUUCUACGCCAUUAACAGAGACGAGGUCCUAGGAGGGGGACGUUUUGGACAAGUCCACAAAUGUGUGGAGAACUCUUCUGGACUGACUCUGGCUGCCAAGAUGAUCAAGGCCAGGAGCCAGAAAGAAAAGGAUGUGGUGAAGAAUGAGAUCCAGGUGAUGAACCAGCUGAACCACGCUAACCUUAUUCAGCUCUACGCCGCCUUCGAAUCACGCCAUGACAUCAUCCUCGUCAUGGAAUAUGUGGAUGGCGGGGAGCUGUUCGACCGGAUCAUAGAUGAGAACUACAAUCUGACAGAGCUGGACACAGUGCUGUUUAUCAGACAAAUCUGUGAGGGACUACAGUACAUGCACAGGAUGUACAUCCUGCAUCUAGACCUCAAGCCCGAGAAUAUUCUGUGUGUGAGCAGAGCCACAAACAAGAUCAAAAUUAUUGACUUCGGGCUCGCCAGGAGGUAUAAGCCCAGGGAAAAGCUGAGGGUGAACUUCGGAACGCCUGAGUUCCUGGCUCCGGAAGUCAUCAACUAUGAGUUUGUCUCAUUCCCUACGGAUAUGUGGAGUCUGGGGGUCAUCACUUACAUGCUGCUGACAGGUCUGUCUCCGUUCCUGGGGGACGAUGACAAUGAGACUCUGAACAACAUCCUGGCCUGUCAGUGGAACUUUGAGGAGGAGGCGUUUACAGACAUCUCUGAGGAGGCCAAAGACUUCAUCACACGCCUGUUGGUCAAGAGCAAGAGUUGGAGGAUGAGUGCCUCACAGUCACUAAAACAUUCCUGGCUGUCGGAUCACAAUCUUCACUAUCGCCUGCAUCAGAAGUCUCCCCUCCAAAAUGACUCCCCAGACCCUGUGGGCACCUUAUGAUGACACGGGUCGGUGCCUUUUGAUGACACUGAGGCCAGGGACAGGGCUCAACACUGGACCAACACUGCCGUAUCCCUAUGGCUACUGUAUUACUACUCUCUACUAUGCCUCGCAUCUGUUAGCUUAGCUCUGCAGCUUGUGCAACUGACUUAAAAAUGUACCGUAAACUCACUCCACAGCUAGCUUGAAAUGUCGCUGAUAGAGCUAUCGAGUUAGAUAGCUCAAACGGUUUGUACGUUGUCAAGGAAAGAGGUCACUAUAAAAUGCACUUUAAUGUAUCACUAUCAAAUGCAAACAUAACCACUUUUUUGAACAAUCAUAUUUCUUACAUUUUCAGCUUACUGUAGAUUUCAAAUAACUCAACACAGGCCUAGUUUACCAAGUCUUAUCAUACCAUUGCAUUGUAUUUGUUUGUUGGGUUUUGAUUUAAAAUAAAGCUUUGGGUGCAAUUUAUUUUCUUGGUAUUGUAAAAGUUUAGUUUCUAUAGAGUUAGGAAUUCAUUUUUACACACCUUUCUCCUUGGUUUGCCCCAUCAAACUUUUAAUAGAUCACAUUCAUUAAAAGAAAUCAAUCAUUAUCAAUCCAGGUCAACAUAAACUUGUCGAUAUUAGACAUAAAUCCUCACUAUUAACCCCUGCUGCUCUGCCCGUUGCUACUGACUUUAAUUUCUCCUGGAGCCACUGCUGUGAAUAUACUGUAAAACUGCCUCUUCUGUGCCUGCAUGCUGUUGGCUUGACCUCAACCUUUUACCUUUCUUUGCUUUCGCCCUUUGGAUUAACCCUCUCACCUUCAAUGAAGGCAUAUUACUGAUCAACAAAACACUACCUAUAUGAUUUCAUAAUUCAUGUUUAUCGCUGAAGUUAGUAGCCUAAGUGCCAGUCUGUUUGUGUUGUCAUGACAACUCCUUGUCACUCCUUGUCAUGACAUAUAUUUGUACUACCCUUUCGACUGGGCACACAAUGAAAUUAUGUUGACCCAACGUGGAAUAGACGUUGAAUUUACGUCUGUGCCCAGUGGGUUGUGAUUGGAGGGUAGCUGUGAGGGUUAUUGAAUUAGGGUCAAAUCCAGAAGAUUUGAUCCUGAUAUCUGAUUGCUGGGAGGCCAGACUGUUUGGCUUGACAAUGAGCAAUGGAGUUCGCAUGAGCUACAACAGAUCUGAGACCAGUCUAUGGAGUUACAGUGGGGCAAAAAAGUAUUUAGUCAGCCACCAAUUGUGCAAGUUCUCCCGCUUAAAAAGAUUAGAGAGGCCUGUCGUUUUCAUCACGGGUACACUUCAACUAUGGCAGACAAAAUGAGAAAAAAAAAUCCAGAAAAUCACAUUGUAGGAUUUUUAAUGGAUUUAUUUGCAAAUUAUGGUGGAAAAUAAGUAUUUGGUCACCUACAAACAA
Molecule: messenger RNA, 3307 nt
Organism: Oncorhynchus gorbuscha (pink salmon)
Lineage: Eukaryota; Metazoa; Chordata; Actinopteri; Salmoniformes; Salmonidae
Product: myosin light chain kinase family member 4-like
Exons: 13
Coding region: 273-1919 (548 amino acids)
Biological process (GO): intracellular signal transduction; positive regulation of apoptotic process; protein phosphorylation
Cellular component (GO): cytoplasm; nucleus
Molecular function (GO): ATP binding; protein serine/threonine kinase activity
Source: RefSeq, a predicted model, not a curated record